CUCCCUUAGGUCGCGGGUGUCGAACACUGGCGUGAAGUCACCGAGCCGCGUUGGCGCAGAGACGGCCGAACCGAGCGGCCGGAGACACUCGCGAAAUAGCGAGAAAGAAGGAGGAUUAGGGAAGGUCACGGCGACGUCGUCGAGUGGCGCGUUGGAAAAACGUCCCAAGGACCGCACAAGGACGGCGGCGGGUCGACCUCCAGGUGGCAGCGCCGAAGCUAAGGACGGCGACGAGACUGAGUCCAAAGGCUCAUCGCCAGCGACGUCUCGGAAAAAGCAGUCGUCGCACGUGAGCAAAAUUGAAAAGCCCGAUCAUCAAGAACGCAAGAGUCCCUAUGUGACAGGAGGCACGUCUCACAAGACGUCGAAAUCUCGGCCACAAAAAAUUGCUGUUUCAGAGAAGGAGAAUGCGCAACCUCCAACACCGACCACCACCGUAUCAAAAAAGUCGCGGACGGUCACAAGACAGGAAACUUAUUCCGCGGAACAGUUGCAGCAGGUGAGUAACCUUAACGUCCGUACCUUCUCAACUUAAUUGGCGUCUGUAUUGCACGUUCGCAAACAACGCUACCGCUCAGUAUUUUGUGCGACGUUUGCUUGCUUUAUGAACAUGUGUGACUGCGCUAAUUACAUGCACGCUUAGGUUAUCGUAGCGGCUUGUUUCUUUUUGUCUUGGAACUGGAGCGGACGUUCGCAGGCUGGCUCGAGGGAACCGGCGAGGGCCGUGGAAGUUGCCAUGGAAACUGAGCAGGGAAUCGACGAUGCACGAGCUUCAUCGUCUCAUUCCGCAGAAAAGGUUAUCCCUGAGUCCUCAAAGUCAGAAACGUCCAGGACGAGGCAUUCUUCAGUCGCAGAUGACGGGUACAGUUACGACGACGAUUUCGAGGAUUACGAAUCCGACUUUGAAAAUGACGACGCAGUGGACGACGAAAGUAGUGCGAGCAGCGCCCUCAGUGACAGCAGCAGUGACGUCAGUGACAGCACCCCCGCAAACGGAAACGAUGAAGUGACGUCAAGCGAAGGUCCCCUGCUACCGACGAAUGAUAAACUGACAACGCAGGAGUACAGUGAAGUCAACUCAGAGAAACUAAAACAGCAGUCCCACUGGAAAUCCGAGCCGGUUCUCGAUGUGGAUGCGAAACCGCCUGCUCCGCUAAUGCCAACUUCCUUCUCGACGUACAGUCUGGUCAGCUAUCUGACGGCUCAGAAGAAAGAAGAGGACAAGAAAGUGCUCAGCAAAGCGCAACAGCGGGCUAAGGACGUCCUGGAGAUGGUCUCCCUGGAUACCAUGACGUACCAGGUGUUCGACGUCCCGCCUGUCACCUAUGACGUGUACAUCUCGACAUUCGGCCGGGCCGACGCCAAACAGGUGCUGAUCCAAACCGAACUCGGCGAUGAGGAAGAGUGCCAAACAGACAACAUCGAGCUCGAGGAGAAAUGGACUCAGCAGCCUCCUCACGACUACAAGGGCUUUGGCGGAGGAAACGGAACGCCCAUUGGUGGCGACGCUCGGCGCUUGCAGAGUGGCGAAGACGUGAUGAACCUGUUGGACUUUCUGAAGAACUCGUCCGACCUCAUGCUUCGCGUUAUUGAUGAAGACCUAGCCUGUAAAACGCGGCGAAACCUCAAGCGAGCAUCCGAGGUGGACGGCUUCAGCGGCGGCUUCUUGAGGCUGGAUCCCCUCACUUUUGCCAAAGGCUCUCCGAUCAACUUCGUUCGCUUUUCACGACCGUGUCCAAACUACCUGGUCACAGGCCACGACCUCUCAUCCACGCCGGAUGAAAUGCGAGCUCCUGGCGCCACGGUCCUUUGCGUCUGGAACCUCAACAGUCCUUCGACGCCGACGGACGUGCUCGUCUCAAACUGCCAGGUGACGUGUUGCGACUGGUCUCCUCUGGAUGCGGUGUCCCUGGUCACAGGCUCGCUGGACGGUUCGGUCGAGUUGUGGGACCUCAGGGACAAGUUCUGCCUUUCCAAGAACGUUGUGAUCGACGAAGGCUGCCCACAAUGUCAAGAGUACAGCAUGAAGAUGCCAGCGUACUCUACAGCAUCCCUCUUCGACAAGGACUGCCACUUUGCCAAAAUCGUGGACGUCUGCUGCCACCAAACGUGCGGUAGUUCCGACGUUGUCAAACAGCACCGGGCUACGCAAAGUACGUCCGAAGGCGGCUACAACGUCUGGAGCCUGGACGAAGAAGGCACGCUGGUCUCGUGGGCGGUGGCCGCCGUCAAGAGCGAGCCGGAGGGAUCCCUCUCGGACCUCGGGCUCGCGCCUGGGGCCGCGCUCAGACUCGUGCGGGCCGCGGUGUUCCGGGUGCCGCACUUCCUGCCGCCGUCGUACGAGGAAGCACGAGAAGGGCUGAGGACCUUCGGGGUGGCCAGGCUCGGCGACACGCGCCUUCUGGUCACCACGGACAUUGGAGUGGUCGUUCACUUGGAUCUUUACAAGGCGAGAACAUCACCUAAGGUGUUCAGUCCAAAGAAAAAGCCUUGGGCUGCUCAGGAGUGCUGUAUCUCAUUGUCUCCUCAUCACCCAUCAUUUUUUCUCGUGGCGAGCAGAAAUGGCGCUCUGAGACUGCAUUCUCUCGAGUACGAGCAAGCCGUGUGGGAGUGGACCCCGCUGGAGAGGACGGAGCUUGGAGCGCUUAUUUGGAGCCCGUGUGCUCCAACGCAGUUCUACGUCACCACGGCGGCCGGAGAGGUGACCACCUGGGACCUGUCGAUGAAGCGCGACGGCCCCACAGGGGUCGCCAGGUUUCCGUCUUCCAGGGUGUUGGCGAUGGAUGCGGACGGCGCAUUGACGUCCAGGACGUUGGAGCGUUGCUUGGCAUUGGCCAUGGACGACGGCGUAGCGCAGGUGCAUCUCAUGGGGCCCGCAGACGACAGCCACCGGCUCAGCCGCGAGCAGAUACGAGAGAAGCUACUCGGCCUGUAGAAAUUAAUAAACGUGCACGUAUAUUUGCAUCUCCGACGCACACUGUGUUAUAUGUUGAGGCUGUCGGAUGUGGUCGAGGGUUCGACGACAGUUCACUUAAUGAGGCCUCGUGAUGAGGUUAAAAUGAAGUAGACAUAAAGCACGCACCGCUUUCCCGUGCCCCCGCCCAAACGUAUAUUAAAUUACGCAAAAAAAAAGCUUUUUAGGCAAGUUGGUACAAUGUGAUGUGCAGUGGAAACGAAAAAAAAAAGAAAGGUUAGCCCAAGUGACCGGCGAUCGGAGCGGCGGAAUUGCGAUAAGCCGUGCUACAGAUGACGACACACCGAUAGUAGACGCCCUCUUGCUGAUAGCAAGA
This is a messenger RNA of Dermacentor andersoni, 3290 nucleotides long. Lineage: Eukaryota; Metazoa; Arthropoda; Arachnida; Ixodida; Ixodidae. The record is from RefSeq and is a predicted model, not a curated record.